ACAAGUAUUCUAGUCGUCGGUUCUGCAGUGGCCGAUUCGAUACUGAAACUUGACAACUUUUUCGUGGAAGUUAACGAAAUUAAUUGAUUUAAAAACAGAUUUGUCUGAAAAUGUGGCCAAGGAAGCGUAGCAAGUACACAAUAUCGUAAUGGAGAAGGAUUCUGAACACCAAGGUGCCCUUGACCUCAAGACAGAGGGAAAUCAGUAUUUCAAGGAAGAGAAAUAUGAAUUAGCAGCAUCCUGUUACACUCAAGCUCUCAAAUUAUUUACACCAGAAGAAAAGGACAAAGGAAAACUGAAAGAUAGAGGAGUGAUUCUGAAGAACAGGGCAGCUUGUUAUUUGAAACUUGAGAAGUAUGAAGAAGCUGUAACUGAUGCAACUGAGGCACUGGAGGCAUUACCAAAUGAUACAAAAGCCCUCUUUAGGAGAUGCCAGGGACAAGAAAAACUUGGAAGACUUGAGGCUGCAUUCCGAGAUGCAAGGACUCUCAUCCAUAUUGAACCAAAGAAUACCACUGUUCAGGAGACUCUUAAGAGACUUGGAGCACAGUUACAAGCAAAGACUGAUCGAUGCCGCACCACUGAUGGUCUUGUGGGGGAGAUGUUUACUUCCCUUUUCAGUAAUGAAGAAAGUGAAGAGAAAAGAAAGCAAGCCAUUAAGAAUCUUGUGAUUUUAGCUAAUGAUGAACCAGGAGCUCAAAGGAUAUUUAGAGGAGGUGAAUUACCAAGAGUGAUGUCCUUGCUGAACAGUGGGUCUGAUGAACAGACUGUGGCAAUGCUGAAAGUCCUUAAAGGAUUAUGUACCAACUCUAAAUUGAGGACAUUAUCUGUUUUAAAGGAAGUUUCUUUGUCAAGGCUGUUAACUCUGAUUGAAUCACCAGUGACUGAAGUUUCAACAACAGCAGUUUUAGUCCCACAACAAGCCCUGGAGUCACUUGUUCCAUUGCCACCAGACAAAAAGAAAAUGAAAGAUCAACAACCACCACAGGAAUUAGAAAAUAAGGAAGAAAUUCAAGGUCUUCUAACAUUGCUCAUGGAUGCUGCUAUGAGUGAAAAAGUUGGUGCUGAGAGUCGUGAUGCAGUGAUUGAUGUUUUUAUCAAAGUUGUUCCAAAAAACAAACUGGCUGUUGAACUACUUGUGAAAAUUGGAGGUAUUCGUAAGCUGAUGGUUAUCGCUGCCAGUACUGCUCCUUUGGAGUCUCAAGGGAAAGAAGCCCUUGCAGUGUCUAACAAUACUCGAAUGCACAUUUCUGUUGCUCUGGCAAAGAUGGUGGAUUCUUUUGGCUAUCAUGAAAAGGAAAAAGAACCUCUUAUGGAAGAUGCAACGGCAGCUAUCAGCCAGUAUCUCAAUCAAAGCAGCCCGGAAGCGCACAUCAAAGGAGCAACAGCGUUAAGUUGUCUUUUCCAGGGAGUACAGGAAGCGGCAGCCACUGUUCUUGGCAAUGAAGAAUUUUUGGGUAAAAUGGUCGCACUUGCGGAAAGGGAAGACCGCGUGUCUCAGAUUGUUGCAUCUGAAACAUUAGCGUUAGGAGCAUCUGAAAAGAAAUUAAGCACAGUACUGAACACAAAGGCGUUACCUGUUUUGAAGGACUUGUAUCAUUUAAAGGAUGACAGUAUAAGAGUCAGAGCCUUGGUGGGUCUUUGUAAACUUGGUACCACGGGAGGAGGGACUGUGAAUGAUCAGACAUUCGUAGAGGGAGCCACAUUAAAGUUGUACAAAUCAGUGCGUAGUUUCCUGACAAAAUCUAAGAAAGAUUUAGAGCUGCGUAAAUGGGCAGCUGAGGGAUUGUCCUUCCUUACUAUGGACGCUGAUGUUAAGGAGACUUUCCUUGAAGAUCAGCAGGCCCUCAGGUCACUCAUGGAACUAGCAAAGGCUAAAGAUGGCUCACUGUUAUACGGAGUUUGUCAAACGCUCGUCAACCUUACAAACACGUUUGACAAACCAGAAAUUCCGGAUGAAAUGAAACAGCUUGGUGAAUUUGCCAAAGUCAAGUUGCCGAAAUUCUCCGAAAAGGAUGGCGAGGAAUACGUCAAAAAGAGAAUCAAGAAACUUGUCGAGGAAGGUAUAUUAUCAGCGCUUGUUAACCUGUCUGAUACAGAGAGUAAUACCAGUAGAGAAAUGAUAUCAAGAGUUUUUAUGGGGAUAACAAAUGAGCAAGAACACAGAGGUGUUACUGUGCAGCAAGGCGGAGUUAAGGCGUUGAUCUCCCUUGCUGCUCAAAACACAGAGAAAGGAGCAGACUUUUCUGCGCAAUCUGUGGCUAAAAUUGCUAUCACUAUGAACCCGGAAGUCGCAUUUCCUGGACAAAGAUCUUUUGGCUUGGUUCGUCCUCUGCUGAAGUUACUGCAUCCUUCUAAAACGGCCUUGCAACAAUUUGAAUCACUUAUGGCUCUGACAAACCUGGCGCAAAUGAACGACGAAGUCAGGCGGCAUAUUGUGAAGGAGCAAGGCUUUUCAUUGAUCGAAAGUCUGAUGUUUGAUGAACAUGAUCUGGUUAAAAGAGCCGCAACUGAGUGUAUGUGUAACAUGGUGCUUUGUGAAGAGGUAUUCAAAAUGUACGAAAAAGAAGACGCCCCUACAGAAAGAGUGAAGCUUUUGACUCUGUUGUCAGGCGAAGAAGACUUUGAACUGUCACGGGCGGCUUCUGGUGCGUUAGCAGUCCUCUCCUCGAGCGAGAAAGUAUGCAAACAGAUUAUAAAGGUCUCAUCUUACAUGGAUAUCCAGAAGCAGCUGUUGGUUUCCGAGAAGAAAGAGCUCAGGCACAGAGGAGCUCAUAUUGCAGCCAACAUGAUAUCUGCGAACAAGGACAUAGCUACUAAGCUGAUCGAAAGUGAAAUUCUCGAGAUCCUGAUGGUUUUCUCUAAAGACAAUGAUCCUGACAUGUCAAUGGUUAAAGCGUGCGCUGAAAGAGCACUGGAGACUGCUGUGGAACUGAAUCUUAUUAAAGAAAAUGACGAUCAAGAUGCCAGUUGAUGACAGCGAAAAGGUGUUCAGUUAGCGUAGCUAGGAGAGUUUUAUAACCUCAAAGUGAUACAGUCAUUCUAAACUAAUUUCACUUAUGAACUGAUACGAUCGAGAAACAAAAAGCUGUAUUGAAGCUAUCCCACAAGCCUUUGGUCCCUUUCGAAGCGUUCUUUUUUGGUUUACCCUGACUAAGCCCUAGUCGAUUUUGCUCAUGCUAUAAAAGCGAUAUUUGUGCAAUUUGAGGUCUUGAGAUUACCUUUAAAUGCACGACAAAGUCAUUUAUACGGGUUUUUUUUUUAAGAAAAACCAAAUUGUUGCAAAAGUAAACGUUUUAGCUAUAAAGGUGAAUUGUUUUUUUAUGCUUUGUAAUGAAAUUUUUGGUAAAAAGGCAAACAAACAAACAAAACACAAAAAAAUGAAAAACACGUCAUGUUUUUUGUCAUGUAUGAAUAUAAAAAUCAUUGUAUGUUAUAUUUUGGAAGAAUCGCUUGACAAUUUGACUUCAACAUUUCCGAAAAAGGAAUUUUCAAAGCCGUUCGCCCUUCACUAAAUGUACCAAAAGCGUUUAGAAUGUCGUCAAUAGUUACACAUUUCAAACAUGUAUCACGUAUUCUGUAAGUGGGUUGUUCCCGUUAAGCAGUACCCGACCAUGAAGUGUUAAUCCUGCUGAGACUAUCAAAACGUAUUUUAGUAUAUUUUAUAACAUCUGAAGUUGUUUUGUGAAUAAAAUGGGUGUGGUUUA
Messenger RNA from Pocillopora verrucosa, 3707 nucleotides. RefSeq names its product protein unc-45 homolog A. Lineage: Eukaryota; Metazoa; Cnidaria; Anthozoa; Scleractinia; Pocilloporidae. The record is from RefSeq and is a predicted model, not a curated record. Gene Ontology annotation, molecular function: Hsp90 protein binding. Gene Ontology annotation, cellular component: cytoplasm.